UGAGCCAGUCACCUUCUGGCUGGGUACUAAGAUACACCUCAGUGUGUGUGUGGCGGGGACCUUACUUAACCUGCCAUAUACAAUACGUCUUUAGCCUGAAGCAUAUAUAUCAGUUAGUGUGGUCGUCCCCCUCACUGUUGUUAUGAUGGAACAUAUUAAGCAAGGAAUAAGUUUCUUUAGAAGAGUGUCUUUCACGACUCUCUCCCACCAGGACCGACUCGACAUACUCUUCGGGACGUUCUUCGUACAUCUCAUCCUCACAGUGUGGAGCAGCCCGUGUGGGUGUCUGCCCCAGAGCUUCAUCGUCUACAACAGCUUCUUCCUCUUCACCAUCAUCUGGAGUCUACACCAGCGGGAGUCUGAGGAGGCUCCCUUCAUGGCGAUGUGCAUCAACCUCCUUUCCAUUGUGUUCGACAUUGUGAACCUCGCACUGUAUUGGCCAUUAUUAAUGACUGGAUCAAUGAAGUUUGGGGGAGCAAUGGCUGUGAUGAACUUAGUAUUGCGUCCUAUCUCCAGCUUUCUGCUCUUCCGUAUUGUGCAGGACCGGGCCAGAGAGGUGGGGGGCCACAGUCUACCUUCUGGCUUUGAGGGUAUUUUUGCUAGUCGCAAACACACUCAAUAUGAAGACAUUGAUCAGGCUCCCGGAACCAAACCUUUGACAUCUGUUGACCCUGAGAGUGGUCCAACAUCAUCUGCUUUACUCAAGGGGUAAACCUUCUCCACCUAAGAGACAACUCACACGACAUAUCAGGUCAGCAGGGUUGAUGAUUCUUUCAAAAACAUCUUGGUAAGUUCUUGAGAAACAGAAAAGAAAUGUAACAAUGUUUUUAUCUGCAACAAAAAUGUUAAAAUUUUGAAUAUUCAGUAGAUAUAUUAGUCAACUAGUCAAUAGCAAUAUAUUUCAUAUACAGAACUGUAUAAGUGAAUGUACACAAAGGAGUUAAGUUAUUUAACUCCCAAAACGUGUAUGAAUUAGAUUAUUUCAAAUUAUAUAAGACUUCUUCAAAACUGGAUAACUUUUACUAAAAAAAUUAAAGAGCAGAAUACCUAAUUCAGUGAGAGGAUAUGUUUGUUUAACUAACACUUCCAACAAAACAUCUCACCUUUUCUAAUGAGCUGGAUGUUUCCAUGUUACUGAACCAAACCAAAACCAUUCCCUAAAUAAAA
Homarus americanus (American lobster) is the source of this 1167-nucleotide messenger RNA. RefSeq lists its product as uncharacterized. Gene Ontology annotation, biological process: angiotensin-activated signaling pathway. The record is from RefSeq and is a predicted model, not a curated record. The transcript has 6 exons. NCBI's taxonomy places the organism in Eukaryota, Metazoa, Arthropoda, Malacostraca, Decapoda, Nephropidae. Bases 143 to 712 code for a protein of 189 amino acids. Gene Ontology annotation, cellular component: plasma membrane.